AUGUCGAAAAUGAAUGAUAUGAUGUGGGAGGUCCACCUCUCCGUCUUCCAGGCCUCCAUCGCGACGAACGAGCGGUUCAUGUCGAGCGCUCUGAUACCAAAGAGCACGAGGAAGAAUCUCUUCAACCCGAAUAGGAGACUCAAGAAGUACCAAGAGCGGUCAAAGGAGAGACAGGAGCUGGCUAUCAAGGAUCCGGCGCACGCCGACACCUACACGUACCAACCUCUCAAGCCGAACGAGAUCCGGCUGCUGCACAUCUUGCCCGCCGCGUCCCCGGAAGAGGAGGUCAAAUGCACGCUGACGGUCGAGUCGCUGGACGACGGCAAAGGCCGCCCAAGCUUCGAGGCGCUGUCGUACACGUGGGGCGACCCUUCCGAAGAGCACACCGUGCUGUGCGACGGCAAAUCCAUCCUCGUCACGCGGAACUUCCUGGCCGCCGUUCGCGACAUCCGCCUGGCCGACCGCCCGCGCGUGUUCUGGAUCGACGGCGUGUGCAUCAACCAGGGCGACAUGGAGGAGCGGUCUGUCCAGGUCCAGCUCAUGGACUCCAUCUACCGGAUGGCCGACUCGGUCGUGGUCUGGCUGAGCGAGCCGAGCACCGAUACCGAGCUCGGGUUCAAGCUGAUGAGACAGCUGGGCAAGCUUGCCGAGGAGACGCCGCCCGAGCUCUGGGACAAGCCCAUGUUCGAGGCCGACCUUGCCAGAUACAGCCUGCCGCCGACGGAAAGCAACGAGUGGACGGCAUUGGAGUCGUUGUAUUGGCAGCCGUGGUUCGGCAGGAUAUGGAUUGUGCAGGAAAUCACCGUCGCUAGGUCUGCAGGCAUCAUCUGUGGCAAAGACAGCAUUCCCUGGGAGACCUUUGCCUUUGUCUCACACUUCUUCUACCGCCGCAACUUCAGAGGCGUGACGAGGCUUGACAUUACUCCCGGGCUCAACCUUUUGGCCAUGAGAGAAACCUAUCAAAAGGGAACACGGCCCGAUCUGCUGGGUCUUCUGUCGAAUUUCAGGCAGUCGCUCGCCACGAACCCCAUCGACAAGGUCUAUGCCCUCCUCAACCUCGCCGCCGACGCCAAGAUAAUCCCCGACUACUCCCUCUCGGCGCCGGAGGUCUUCCGGAACCUAGCCGCCUCCUUCCUCAAAGAGUCCCUCGACAUCCUCAACCUGAACAGCGACCCGGCCUGGAAGCUGCUCGAAGACGAGCUGCCGACCUGGGUCCCGGACUGGUCCUGCGCCUCGCGCGAGUACCCCCUCCUCUUCACCCCGAAAGGCCGCUCCUGGCGCGCCGGCGGCCCGCCCGGGGAGCCCCCCGCCGUGCGCUUCUCGGACGACGGCAGCAGGUUCUACGUCAGGGCCCGCGUCGUCGGCGAGGUCAGGGACAUCGGCGAGACCAUGAUGUCGGCCGCGCAGCUCGAGAUGCAGCGCGUCUACGGCGACGGCAUCGCCAGGCGGCCCGUCGGCAUCACGCUCGGCUGGUCCCGCGAGCGCCGGUGGCGCAUGUGGGAGCGCCUCGUCCUCCGGCUCAAGGCGUACCCCGCCACGGGCGAGGACAUCCGCAGCGUCCUGCAGCAGACGCUCGUCGGCGGCGCCGACGUCGUGGCCGAGGUCCCCCCCGGGGGCCCGGACCUCGAGCAGCUGUACAUGGCGUUCCGGCGCGCCGAGAUCCCCGACGGGAGCGGCGGCGAGGCCGCUUCCGGCGCGUCGCACGACGAGAUCAGCGCGUGGCGGUUCAGCCGGGCGGCGACGGUGGCGUCGCAGGGGCGCAAGAUCUUCACUACCAAGGGCGGGCUGGCCGGGCUGGGCCCGCACUCCACGCUGCCCGGGACGCUGGUCGUGCUGUUCCAGGGGGGGAAGACGGCGUACAUCGUCAAGAAGGGGAAGAAGGCCGGGGAGUACAAGUUCCUCGGCGAGGCGUACCUGCACGGCUACAUGGACGGGGAAGGGGUCAAGGAAGGGGAGGAGUGGGCCGAGCUUUGUCUCGUUUGA
Molecule: messenger RNA, 1983 nt
Organism: Thyridium curvatum
Lineage: Eukaryota; Fungi; Ascomycota; Sordariomycetes; Thyridiales; Thyridiaceae
Exons: 3
Coding region: 1-1983 (660 amino acids)
Source: RefSeq, a predicted model, not a curated record